Molecule: messenger RNA, 1632 nt
Organism: Mesorhabditis spiculigera
Lineage: Eukaryota; Metazoa; Nematoda; Chromadorea; Rhabditida; Rhabditidae
Source: the annotation of a GenBank genome assembly
AUGCGGCGAAAUAGCGAGGAAUUCGAGGAGCUGCUCGCGAAGGUGAUCAACAACUGCCUGAACCCCGACUGGGCCACGAAAAUCGAGCUCACCUACGCGUUUGAGGAGCAGCAAAAGUUGCAGUUUGAAGUAUUCGACUACGCCAAAUCCGGAAAACCUACUCGACUCGGUGGAGCGAACGUUUUGCUUCACGAGAUCGUUGGAGCGAAAUAUAAUCGAGUGACCGUGCCGUUAAUAGAAGAAGGGAAGCGAUACGGUAGUAUUACGGUAACAGCUGAAGAAAUGGGUUCCGGGCGGCAGGAAUCCGUCUAUUUCAUGUGCAGCGCAACAAAACUCGACCGAAAAGACUUCCUCGGCAAGUGCGAUCCAUUCCUCAAGAUUUCAAGGAUAAACUGGGAUAACACGCUGCAACUCGCCUACCGUACUCGAUACCGAGAACAAAACUUGAAUCCGAAGUGGAAGCCAUUUGAGGUGCACAUUGAUCAGUUAUGCUAUGGCGAUAAGAAUCGACCCUUCCUGAUCGAGUGCUACGACUGGGACCAGGAUGGAAACCACGAUCUCGUCGGGUCUUGCACAACGACGGUGAAUCGAUUGACUUCUGGAGACGAUGUGUCGUUAUCGCUCAUCCACGAAAGAAGGCCCGAAAGCCGAAAAUACGUCGACUCGGGGCAGCUGCACUUCACAAAGUCUACUGCUGGCUCGACUUCACGUUUUUGGAUUUUGUUCAGGGCGGUACGGAACUCGACUUCACCGUCGCGAUCGAUUUCUCCUUACGAGACAGCGAUACGAGCUAUCGGAGAGAUCUGCCAGUUCUACAACGCGAGCAAAGUCUUCAACGGGUUCGGCUUUGGGGCCAAGCUCCCGAAAUCCGAUCAAACGCUGUAUAACUUUCCAUUGAAUAUCGAGACCGGCGAGCCACGAUGUGAUGGUGUCGAUGGCUUGGUAAAGAGCUACCGCUCGGCAUUACGACAUGUAAUUCUGUCCGGACCUGCUGAUUUUGCGCCCACGAUAAGGUUCGCUGCCCAAAGAGCAGCAUCCUUACCCGCAAAUGGUAGUAAAUACUCCGUUUUGCUCAUACUCACAAACGGGAUCAUCGCUGAUAUGGAGCGGACGAAGGAGCAGGUCGUUAAGGCCUCCUCCCUCCCACUCUCCGUAAUCAUCGUCGGCGUCGGCUACGAUUCUUUUGACGAGAUGAAAUUUGUCCAAAUGCGGAACUUCUUGCCCCCUCAUCGACAUCUUAACGAAGAAGAGCUGACGGAUGCAAGGGAGAAUUUGGCAAAAGAGGUACUGCAAGAAAUCCCAAUCCAAUUGACCAGCUACAUGAAGUCGCGCGGAAUCUACCCCUCAGCUACCGUAACGGAGCUUCUGAAUUUACACCUCGAGCCACGAAGCACCGAUUCUUCUGCUACAUCGUCGCCUAUGAUCUCGCCACGACAUACAACUGCUGAACGUCGCAUCUCCCCUCUAGCGCGACUUGGCUCAGCUCAACCAACCGGAAGACCGAUGAGCUAUACCGAUACUCCUCCGCUAUCCGCUCCACCACUCUCCAACCAGCGCUUUGGCAGCCCGUCCCGCGUUCGCCGACGACUACUGCAAAUCCCCGGCGAGCAGCUCAACCAGAUGCAUAUUUAC